CUGGGUUACAGAGGGCAUAGAGGAUCAGAGAGGCCAAGUGAGCUGCGCAACAUAGCCCAGCCUAGGAGGUCUGAAGCUCGAGCCAGCAUCUCCCCCAGACAGACACGAAGGCAUCAGAUUCAGUCACAGUGAGGAGUCCUGAUGUCGUUACUCUUAACCGAGCCCCUGCUACUUGCCUGAAGUUUGUCUUGCUGAUUAUCAUCAUGUGACUAAGGAGGGCUGUUAUCAUGUGACUUACACAUGAGGAAACUGAGACCCAGAGAGGUUGGGCAACUCACCCAAGACCACAACAGUGGAUUGCAGCUACAGGGAGGAUGGGGCUUGGGCCUCUCUUGGGGCCUUCUCUCUGUCCCCUGAGGAUCUAGCUCACAACCAGUGCUCAAUAAAGGCUCGUCCAGGUCUGGGUGGGGCAAGGCCACCCGUCCUUCAUUUGCAGCCCAGCGGCUUUGUUGGAGCACAAACGAAGGGCCAUGGGGGUUGUCCUGGUCCCGCCCAGGGGCUCACCUGCCGGAGGAAACAGGAACCACCAGGGCGUGGCCCCGCCCGGCCCUGCUGACGUGUGGGCCCUGAACCGAAACCCAGUCUCCUGCAAGCACGGCACAGGCACACCCAGAGCGAGGGCGACAGCCACCCAGGGGUCUCCCAGGGAUGCAGAGAGCUUGCUGGAAUCACAGCCGCUGGGAUCCUUCCUCAUCAGGGUCAGUCACAGUCACGUGGGCUACACGCUCUCCUACAAAGCCGAAAACUGCUACCGCCACUUUAUGGUGAAGCUCUUGGACAGCGGGAGCUUUGUAAUCCCUGGGGAGGACAGCACCCAUGCCUCGCUGGACGCCCUGAUCACCUUUCACCAACAGCAGCCAAUGCGGCCACAUGGCGAGUUGCUGAAGCAGCCCUGUGGGCAGAAGGAUCCAGCAAACGUGGAUUACGAGGAUCUCUUCCUUUACUACAAUGCUUUGGCUGAGGAAGCUGCCAGCCCCACCCCUGGUCCCAGUGAACAUCAGAAUCCUUCCUCCCAUCCAGUGGCUGCACCCAAGGAGGUCUCUGCAAAGCCGUCCCUGCUCCAUCAGCGAAAGGAAAGGAAGCCAUCCGCAGAGGUGAACAAAGUACCCACGGAGGGAGCUGCUUCCUCCUGCCCCCCAAAAGCCCCCCUGGAGGAGGCCUGUCAGAAACUCUGGAGGAACCUCAAGGCACUACCCCAGACGGGUAAGAAGGUCCAGCAGCAGCUGAAAUCCCACCUGGCAGCUGUGAGCUUGUCGCCGCUCCAGGACCCCAAGCAAUCGGAGGUGACUCACAGCUCAGGGGACCGGGCAGAUGUUGGGAUCUGGGACAGUCGCAUCUACACAGACCCCUUGGCGGCCACAUCACUUGAAAGCCCCUCACAGUCCCAGGCUCCAAGAGACAGAGAUGAGUCCUCCAGGAGGGCCUCAAGGUCAACCAGCUGGAGUAACGUGACCUCGAGAACCAGGGGUUGGCACCAACCAAUAGUAAGGGCCCUGUCCUCACAAUUGUCUAAAUCGGAGCUGAGGGACUUGGCUGAGCCCCAGGAGGACUGUCUCCCCGAGGAGUACCGCCCACCACCACCCUUUGCCCCUGGGUACUGCUAGAGAAGAGGUUUGCCCUGGCUCUGGGACCAUUGCUGCCGAGGGCUGCUCACACCUGGACUCCUUGCUUUCUGCACACCAGCCCUCUGGACCUGAGAAAUGUAAUAAAGACAUUGCUUAGGUCUGGUCCUGCAAA
Phyllostomus hastatus (greater spear-nosed bat) is the source of this 1737-nucleotide messenger RNA. It is a transcript of the gene HSH2D, whose product is annotated as hematopoietic SH2 domain containing. Lineage: Eukaryota; Metazoa; Chordata; Mammalia; Chiroptera; Phyllostomidae. The transcript has 6 exons. Bases 471 to 1604 code for a protein of 377 amino acids. Gene Ontology annotation, cellular component: cytoplasm. The record is from RefSeq and is a predicted model, not a curated record.